GAGAAAGGAGCAGCUCUUCCCGUUUCAUCUGAAAUAAAAACGAAAUGGAAAAUCAGCGCCCCCGCUCAGUGGCGUGAGGUCGGGGAGCAGAUUUGGUGGCGGGGAGAGGAGCUGUGACGGGGGUUGAGUGCCAGCGUGUCUCAUGUCUCCGCCCCCCCCGCGCCCCUGCCUGCUGCUGAACGCUGAGCGUGUGGGGUGCGCACCGGAUUACUCAUAGGGCCUUUUUUUUUCUUCCUUCCCCGGGUGCAUCUUCGUGCUCUGGAUUCCUAAUCGCGCUAUAAAGCCCCGGAGGCCAGCCGGGCACCUGCGAAGAAGUCACACCGUCCGUGGAGCCCGAGGAAAGGAGAGGACAGCGGCCUUGUGAUCUCCCCCCUCCCUCCUUCACCCUCCCCGACAGGACCGGACCCGGGUGGGCAGGGGGAGAGGGGCGCCGACAGGUGCAUUUUCCAGGCUCUCGGACUUUCUAAGCGACCCUCCAAAGAGGGUCCAGGCAACCACCCACCCCAGAGCCCCUCAUAGCUCGUUGGACUUUGUUGCCUUUUUGGGGGGGGGCCGGCCCUCGCCAGCCCUGGGACAGCGGAGCCCCCGGGCUCCCUAAACGUCUGAUCCGAUGGCAUCUUCUGCACCUUCUUCGUCCUCUUCCUCCUCCAACGCGGGGCAGGAUCCCAACCCCACCAACCUGCGUCCCACAACUUAUGACACCUGGUGCGGGGUGGCUCACGGAUGCACCAGGAAACUGGGACUCAAGAUCUGUGGCUUCCUGCAAAGAACCAACAGCCUGGAGGAGAAGAGCCGGAUUGUGAGCGCCUUCAAGGAGAAGCAGUCCUCAAAGAACCAACUGGCGUGUGAGAAUAGCGAGCAGGAUGCUCGGUUCCGGCGCACCGAGACAGACUUCUCCAACCUCUUUGCCAGAGACCUCCUGCCGGCCAAGAAUGGGGAGGAGCAGACAGUGCAGUUCCUUCUGGAGGUGGUGGACAUCCUUCUCAACUACGUGCGCAAAACAUUUGAUCGCUCCACCAAGGUGCUGGACUUCCACCACCCACACCAGCUGCUGGAGGGAAUGGAGGGCUUCAACUUGGAACUGUCGGAUCACCCUGAGUCCCUGGAGCAGAUCCUGGUAGACUGCAGAGACACCCUGAAAUACGGUGUCCGCACAGGUCAUCCUCGAUUUUUCAACCAGCUCUCCACUGGACUGGAUAUUAUUGGCUUAGCUGGUGAAUGGCUGACGUCAACUGCGAACACUAAUAUGUUUACAUACGAAAUUGCACCGGUGUUUGUCCUCAUGGAACAAAUCACACUUAAAAAAAUGAGAGAGAUUAUUGGAUGGUCAAAUAAGGAUGGGGAUGGAAUAUUUUCACCUGGGGGGGCUAUAUCUAAUAUGUACAGCAUCAUGGCUGCCCGCUACAAAUAUUUUCCUGACGUCAAAACCAAAGGCAUGGCUGCUGUUCCCAAACUGGUCCUCUUUACUUCAGAACAUAGCCAUUAUUCGAUAAAGAAGGCUGGGGCCGCACUUGGCUUUGGAACUGACAAUGUGAUUUUGAUAAAGUGCAAUGAAAGAGGGAAAAUAAUCCCAGCUGAUUUGGAGGCAAAAAUUCUUGAAGCCAAACAAAAGGGAUACGUUCCUCUUUACGUGAAUGCAACUGCGGGCACCACAGUGUAUGGAGCUUUUGACCCAAUUCAAGAGAUUGCAGACCUAUGUGAAAAAUAUAACCUUUGGCUCCACGUAGAUGCUGCCUGGGGAGGUGGCCUUCUUAUGUCCAGAAAGCAUCGUCAUAAACUCAGUGGCGUAGAAAGGGCCAACUCGGUUACCUGGAACCCACACAAAAUGAUGGGAGUCUUGUUGCAGUGCUCUGCCAUUCUCGUCAGGGAAAAGGGUAUACUCCAAGGAUGCAAUCAGAUGUGUGCCGGGUAUCUUUUCCAGCAAGACAAGCAGUAUGAUAUUUCGUACGACACCGGAGACAAGGCAAUACAGUGUGGCCGCCAUGUGGAUAUUUUUAAGUUCUGGUUGAUGUGGAAAGCCAAGGGAACAGUGGGAUUUGAAAAUCAGGUCAACAAAUGCUUAGAAUUGGCAGAAUAUCUCUAUGCCAAAAUAAAAAACAGAGAAGAAUUUGAGAUGGUUUUUAAAGGCGAGCCUGAGCACACAAACGUUUGCUUCUGGUAUAUUCCACAGAGCCUCAGGGGCAUACCAGAUAGUGAGGAGAGACGAGAAAAGCUACACAGGGUGGCACCAAAAAUCAAAGCCCUGAUGAUGGAGUCAGGUACCACAAUGGUUGGAUAUCAACCUCAGGGAGACAAAGCCAACUUCUUCCGUAUGGUUAUCUCAAACCCCGCAGCUACGAAAUCUGACAUCGACUUCCUUAUUGAAGAAAUAGAAAGAUUGGGGCAGGAGCUGUAAAAACAUUUGGCAAACUCUCUAUUGCUUUAAAGCACUGUUUUCCAGAACUGGCUACUCUAUUUCUAGUUCUGCAGAACACAUUUUAUGGCAGUUCCCUUUCUAAGUGUUCCAUUUUCCUGUGGCACUCUAGAACAAAUCUCGAUAAGUUGCUGAAAAUAUAUAGAUCAUUUUACUGAGGGAAAAUAUUCUCUUGAAGUGUACUGUUGGGCCUUACUUAAGCCUGUUUACCGUAGUUAGCAGGAAACUACUAAGUACUACAUCACAAAUUAAGAAAUCCUCAAGGUGUAUAUGUACAGUUAGAUAAAACUCUCUCUAGAUGUGUAGUGGGUAUGAAUGUAGAACUAAUCCACGGCAUGUUUUCCACUUUAAGAGAACUAAUUUUUCCUUCAACAGUUAAUGAGGGGGUAAGAUAUUACAAACUGUUUGCCAAAUGAAAACUAGGAAGACUUUUUAAAUUGUAGCUACUUAGGAACUAAGGAAAACACUUUCAGCAGGGCUUAUUCAUAUUUUCCCCUGACUGAAAUAAUGAAUUAGGGAAAGAACCAUCCAGCAAGGUAGUCACAGCCUCCCCAUUAGUGUCAUAUAAGGGGACAGUAGUAGCAGAGUCAUUGUUACAGGUGUAUUAUUGCUGUAUUUUUAGAGGUUAAUUUGUGUAGACUGUGUAUAUUAUUGUUAAACAACUUUGUGAAAAAGAAAUACAUGUAAUGGUUUAAAAUUGUUCAAUUGUAGGUAUAUUUGCUUAUUUAUAUGCAGAGAUUUACCAUGUUAAAAAGGUGUCUUGUAUUUUCUUCCAUUUGUAAUGUAUCUUAUUUAUAUAUUACUAAGUCCUAAAUAAUGUUUAAUGGUAUUUUAGUGUAUUUGUGAGCCAAAGAAAAGAGAUGAAAAAUUAGUAAAAAUUGCAUUUAUAUUAGAGUGCCCUUAAUAUAAUCAGUUAAGGAUAAUUUUAUUGUCUAUAAGGAAUUCACAUAUUGUAUAUAGAGUCAAGAGCAGUAUAUUGAAAUUCCUUUAUGUAGAGUCUGCACCUUUAUUGCCCUUACCUGUCUGGCUGUGUGUCUGGUGUAUUGAAUGCUUUUCUAGUGUUUACUGGGUAAUAACCAGGGCUCCUGUACUUUUGUGGUACUUCAGGACCAUUCUCUGUGACUAGCUAGCAAACUUCUGUGGCAAAUUCCCCAAGACCUUUAUCAUUUCUAAUAAGAGCACUGACCAGGCUCACUACUGUUUUGCAGAAGGGAAAUUCACAAUGUGCAUUUUAGAGUAUAGAGGAGGAAAAAAAUAAAAUAUUUACCAUGGAGAAUUUUGACAGAAUCGUCUGCCGGUCUGUAUGUGUAUUGUGAGACUUUCCGUAGUGGAGUUGUUUGUGUGCCUUCUUUCAUUCCUCCCCCAACUUGCUCAGUGUCUUUUUGCGGGCUAUCGACCAGUAUUCGUAAAUUCAUCAUUUCAGUCUCAUAAUCAGGUUGAGUGGAGUGAACACAAUGUCAAAUAGAGGUCUCAAAGUCACUAGUCCAUAGGAUCAUUAUUUUGCCCAUUAACUUACUGCUUUAAAGCUGUUGAACGUUGCUGCUAUAGGUUCUUGGACCUAUUAAUGCUUGUUUCAAGGUUUGCCUCUCUCCUGGAGAUGUCACUCAUGUGUGGGUGACUAUCAGUAAACACAGCCCUCUAUGAAAUACAGUAGUAUUUCAAGUGACUCUAAGGAGGAUUUUCAGAAAGCCGAUUUUUGUUCAAACUCUAAACAUCAGGUGGUUCACAGAUUUUGCACUGAUUCCCAGGUUCCCCAGAUCUUGAGCCACCUUGCACUCAGAUUUAACUCCUCUGUUCUCGGGAUGUUCACUCAAGUAGAAGACAGUAAAACAGUAUAUUUCCCAACCAGCAAUUUGCUCCAGGUCCCAUCCCCAAUCUUCUCCUCACUUCUUCAGGUAAAUGCAUUCACUUAGCUUCUCCUUUUUUGGAUUAGCCCAUCUUAUCUGUUUCUUGUGUGUGGCCUUUCCCUCCUGGAAUUGUAAUUCUUGUAUUGAAUGUAAUUUCAGUUUUAGAAUGGGUAAGUUGGCAACCAUGAGCAUGCACCAAGCCAACUAAAUCUCCUGUAUCCCAGAAGCAUGUGGUACCUUCUGACCUUCCCGGAAGCUGAACGGUGAAAAUCUGCUCUGAUUCACAGGGAUUCAGUAUGGUAAGAUGAUCACUGAACAAGCUCCUUGAGGACCUUGUCUUGAAUAUCCUCAGUAACUCCCACAUACCGUCAGGUUUCCCGAAACGUUGACUGACAGCAACUAGUUCUGGGGCAGACCAGUGUAUAUUAGGAAAGAACCUUUCGGCUUGUCCCUUGAACUCAAGGUUCCUCUAAAAUCAGACCAUUUGAACAGGUUUAACAGUUUUGAAGACAUCCUUCCUUUCAGCUGGGGAUCUGGAGAGCUCCCCUUCUCACCUCUCACUCUUCACAUUAGCCUCAGACUGGCAACUGAGGGGCCUAAUUCAGGGCCUUGCCUUUCUCUCCUAAGAAAAGCCACCCCAAAACUGACCAUUUUCAUCAGAAUCCUGGUCAGAAACGUAUUACUCAGUGCACUGUUGUUACUCUGUGUUACUGUGGGUCUGAAUAGUAUUUACUGGCUGACCGGAGUUCCGAUUUUCAGUGAGUUGCUAGAUUCUUCUCAGAGGCUUCGCAAAAGUAGGGCGAGUGACUCACUCGUUCACAUUUGCUGAAACAUGGAAUUUAAAAAGGGAUAAGCAGCUGUGGAUUACUUUUUAAAGGGGGAGUGAUGUCAUGUCAGUAGUGAGUGAUCUCUCUUAUAGGCCUUACCUGUAUUCUCUUCCCUGGGAAAGGCAAACCAAGGCAUUUGGAGAAAGCCCAGAAUUUCAGUCAUCAGUUAUUUAGGGUAACUGUGUGAAGAGUUUUAAUAAAUGGACUCUCGCUUUGUGGCUGUAAGGAACUGUUGUAAUAAUGAACAGGUGUGAUCUGCACUGCAGUUGUAAUUUUUUAAUAAAAGUAACAUUAAAAUUUC
Messenger RNA from Tachyglossus aculeatus (Australian echidna), 5388 nucleotides. RefSeq names its product glutamate decarboxylase 1 (gene GAD1). Gene Ontology annotation, cellular component: cytoplasm; presynaptic active zone. Gene Ontology annotation, molecular function: pyridoxal phosphate binding; glutamate decarboxylase activity. The transcript is spliced from 17 exons. Bases 611 to 2395 code for a protein of 594 amino acids. Gene Ontology annotation, biological process: GABA biosynthetic process. NCBI's taxonomy places the organism in Eukaryota, Metazoa, Chordata, Mammalia, Monotremata, Tachyglossidae. The record is from RefSeq and is a predicted model, not a curated record.